UGUGAGCGCUCGUAACGGCGGCGGUUAGUUCGGAGAAACACGAGUUUUUUUUUUUUUUUUGCGUCCUUAUAAUAAAUAUUUUCAAUAAAGUAUAAAAAUUAUUUAAAUCGGUUGUUUGAGAACAUACACGGGAAAAAUGAUUGUACCAAAAGUGCUACGAUUAAGGUAAGAAUAUAAAUUAUAUCAUAAUAGAUACAUACAUAGAUACAUAUAGGUUGAUAUUCUAACAAAAUAAAUGAGUGUUAAUACAUUUUGUUUUUGAACGAAUUUAAAUAAACACAAUAAUCAAUCGUCACAAUAUUUUCAAAACAACAUUUUAUUUAAUUAAUAAUACGUAUUUUUUUUUUUAUUUUUUUUAAUAUCACAUAAUCGCCAAUAAUUCGAUAAUAAUGUUUUUUUAUUCUUUUAUAUAGUUAUUUAGAUAUACCUAAUAGUUGAUAUAUUAAAUAAAUAAUAACAAUGUUUACAAAAAAAAAAAAUUCUACAAAAAUUUCGUUUUAAUAGUAUAAAACGAUUUAUCUUAGAUUCUGAAUGGAACAAAGAAGUUAUUAAUUUUACUAAGAUGAUUUUUUAAUAUUUUGAAAUCAUAAUUACAUCCUCAUAAACUAGACACACUAUAUAGAAUUAUAAAAUAAUUGAACCGGUUUGUAACAUCGGUGUUUUAGAGUAUAACAAAUAAUAAUUAUUUUAUUUGUUUACAUAUUUUUAAAUUUUAACACAAUCUAUUAAGGCUAUUCGAUUUUUUUCAUAAUAAUCUAUUUUAAAUUUUUUUAAAUCACUUCACCUGUAACCACGGGCAGAAUGUAAUCAUGAUUUUUGUUCUUAAAAUGUGUCAUUAACUUUACGAAAUAUGCGCGAUCAAAACUUUCUAUAUUACCUAUACCUUAUACGUGUUACGUUAAAUGUUAUGUAAAUAUUUGGGUGAGGCAUAUUUUUCUAGGCGAAGUUGGUAUUGUGGGAUGAAAUAAUUUAUGCAUAUAAAAGCACGCUACAUAAUUUACUCUAAAUUUUACCAAUCGAUUAAAAAUACAAUUUUUUAUGUUUAUGCAUAUUUAAUAGUUCUGGCAUUAUACGUAAUUUUUCGUAAUUCGGCAGUUUACUGUUGUAUUGGAAACUUAAUUAUUACAUUUAUAUUGUCGACCAUAAUUUUAUAGCAUCAUUUUAACACAUUAACAAAACAAAUAGGUAACUAUUAAAUUAUGAAAUAAUACUAGUUGUCUUGUCCGGCGCGGCGUUAUCCGUGACAAUAUAAUUAACCGUGACAUCCGUUUAACCAAGGCGAACCAGAAAUGAACAAAAAAGUUCAAUUUCGUAUAUUAUUAAUAUCCAAAAUCAUAAUAUGUGUACCGCCCUUUAGGGGUUCAAUUCGGGAAUGCAAAGUAGACAGCGAACUUCCUCUUAUUCCGAAGGUCAAGUGUAACGAAUUUCAUCGGAAUAAACGUGUCGGUUUUUUAUAAGAAACGAACAAACAAACAAAAUUUCAAUAAGUUGAAAUGGAAUAGUGGUGCAAACCCUGUUUCCGUUAAAAACCGAAAUUGUUCAAUGGUCUAGAAAGCGUUCGAAAAGGUUCCCCGGAUUACGUAACCGGAUUCGAGUGUUCGACAUUCGUGUCUGCGCGGCGAAAAGUAUUUCUACGGCUGUUAUCGUGGAGAACAGCACCGCCUAUCGCGUAUGCGGUAGCGCGUCGUCGUAGGUAUUUCGUGCGAACGAUUCACCGCCGCGGUCUCAUCAAUCAUCAUAUUCUGUACCAUGCCUGUAAUCGUUUGUUUUGCAAUAAUUAUCGACGGUACAUACUAAUUUACUAUUAUUAAUAGAAAUAAUCGAUAUCUGAUUGUGUAAAUUCGUUUUAUAACAGUAUUAUUGUAUUGGUAAUGCGAGGUAGUAAUUUUUUCGUCCGCCUCCGUAGAAUGCCAAGUAUAUAACCCGCGGGUCGUGUACAAUCAACAAUAUGUAAUUGACACAAAUUCAGUCUUAUGAAGAAUACUUUUGUAUACAGAAUACGUGUUCAAAUUAACAAGUGGAAAAACAUAUAAUAGUUCAAUAUAUUAUUAAAAUAAUCGUAAUUUACACCAUGAGUUAAUCACGCUCGAUCAAUUCGAUUAGAGGUAAAACUGAAUUCUAAAUAUGUUCAUAAUUUACUAUGUGGCCAUAUAAUUUUAAACACAUUUUUUUUUUUUGUCGCAUAUUUAAAACUAAUUUUUAGGUUUAGGAAAAAUUCAAAAUAAAUGUAUUCGAAUAAUUGUGCUGGAAUUGUUUAUAAUAAAUAUUCUAUAUUAAAAAAGUAUUGAAAUUCACUUAUUUGAAUACUGUUUACAACAAAUUACAAGUUUCAUAAUGUCAGAUAAGCUAAACGUUAUACCCUUGUUUGGUACCAAUUCGAUAGUCAAUAAAUAUAUUUACUAUCUAAUUGGUAUUCUCCUGUAGGUAAUUAUUACAGUUUAUAUGUAUAUAAAAAAAAAAUAAAAAUAAUUCCCAAUCUUCUUGUAGUUCCAAAUUAUCAUAGGUAGGUAAUACCGGUUUGUAUAAAAUAUUAUUGAAAUAGGUAACUGUACAUUUUACUUUUAGUUUUUACUCACGUUUGCAAAACACGUUAAGUAUAUCAUAUAGUUGGGUUUUAUUCAGGUUAUUUAAAUUUUGAACGGAAAUAUUGAUGUAAAACUUACUUUCAAAUAUUAAAAUACAGUUCCUGAGUGUUUUAUAACAUCUGAAUCUGGAUAAAAUUUCAUUUUUUUUCCUGACGCUUUAAAACGUAUCUGUAAGUGGAAAAUUGGAAAAUACGUAUAUCAGGUUAAUAAGGUAUACUGAUUAUUUUAAUAUUAUUCGUAUCUUUGGAAUGGAUUUUUUUUUUAAAUUGAACUCAACUUUUUAGGAUAUUUAUUAAUGACAUUUUUAUAGUUUAAAAGCAUUUAUUCACUUAAUUUUUAUUUAAAUCUUUAUAAAAAAAGUUGAGUAGGUGGGUUUAUAAGGUUAUUUAAUUUAUAUCUGUAUACAACGAUAAAUCAUUGCCAACAAAAAAUUAUUUUUAUCGAAGUUCCCAUAAACAGGUUUUCAAAUGCCUUAUUUUUUAUCAAAAUUUUAUCAAUAUUUUAUAUUUUUUUGACAAGCUUAGAACUUAUGUUUAGGAAAACUACUAUAGUAAACUUGAGUUUUUUUUUACCAAUACUAAGUACAAGUAACCUUGUAUUCAAUUGUCAAACACUUUCGCUGGGCCAAAACAAUUUAAUCCAUGUAAAAACCAAAUAAAAAUUUAAAAAAAGGUACAGUUUCAUUAGGCUAUUCAUAGCUCAAAAAUUGCCAAAAUGUAUUUCAACUAAAUAUACAAAAAAAUAAAAUAACGAUAGAUCAAAUAUCUCAGCACUAUUCAUGUACCUACAUUAUUGCAGGUUACAUUAUCAAUUAUUUAAUAUUGUAAAAAAACUAUCCUAUUUAUGUAUUGGUAUUUAUAUAGGUGCAAACUGCAUACUGUAGAUGUUUUUUUAUUUAUUUAAAAUGUAAAAACUAAAUUUUAAACUGAUAUGGUAUCUUUUGAUAUUUGUAAGUUAUUUUUACGAUUUUUUAGGAAAUUAAACUACCAGUCUGUCAUUUGUAAUCAAGGCUCGAAAGUAUUAGCCAUUAAAGUGUUAAUUUUUAGCACUUUAAUAAUAUAUCAUUAAAAACAUCCAGAUAAGCUCUAUAAAUAGCACUAAAAAAUAGAAAAUAUAAUAAAAAUUUAUUUUUUGAAGAAAUUUGGAUGACGGCGCAGAACACUAUAAUAAAAUCACUGUGCACGUUAGUUACUAUAUAAUACUAAUUCAUAUGACAAUAACAGCGUGUCCCACGUAAAUUCGAUGAAUCCAAAUCGGUUUAUUCGAUAAUAUUGCUAUAGGUAAUAUACGACUAACACGGUUUUAAAAAUAAUCAAACUUUAGCAAACGACCAGAGUAUUGUGUGAUAAAAUAGUCAAUAACAAUCAAAUACGACAGUGUUUUUCGAAUGCGUUUAGUCGAAAAAUUUGGAAUAAAAAUCAAAAAUAUUCAACAAUAUGACGUGUUCAUUUCUUUUGUUACAUAAACAAUAUGCCUAUAAAUAACACUUUAAACAUAAAAUUAGCAAAAUAGUUUUAUAGGUCCAAAAUAUACAAAAACCAGGAAUACAAUAUUUUGUUUAUUUCAGUGAGGUAGGUAUGAAACAGAUUUCUGUCUUACAUAGAAUGCUUUAGGUGGCUCCAAAAAUAUUAGCAUUAUUUAGUUGUUUAUAACGUUAUAGCAUUUUGGAAUAAUUAAAAAUAUUUGAAUAACUUACUACCAACGUUAAAACAAUUUUUAUCUCUUUACAAUUUUCUAAAUAAAAUAGAAAUUAUUUUUAUUAUCGUAUUAUUAUAUUACAAUAUAUAAUGUAAAGUAAUCAUAUAAUAAACGAUCAACUAAAAAGUGAAAACGUAUCUGUAUCCAGAUGGCGGCACGAAGUAUUUUUACCUUGAAUCACCGAUUUAAUUUUUCACCCACCCGUCCACCUAUCCCAAAAUUUACAAACCAGGGACAAAAGCAAAGUUUUCUUUCUUCUCAGAAAUCUUGCUAAAUCUCUCUAAUAAAAUGUAUCAAAUUUUCGCAGUGUAAAAAUUUUAAUGACUUUUUUUUUGGAAAAACAUAAUAAGUUUUGUUAUAUUUCUGAACACUCAGGCACCCACGUGACCCACCCGCCCGUUUUACUGUGAAUCACGUGAUUCAGAUAUACCUCAUUCUCGCCACCACUGUCUGUGUCUGUACGCAUUUUGUUAACUUACAUGUACAAAUGAUUAAGUUAGUGGAAUAAUUUAAUAUUUAACUAGAUAAUUAGUUAUUAUCCAUACACAAUAAUUGAACAGCUGACACAUACGCAUCUCAACACGAUACUAUUAUCUAUUAUAUUAUAUUGUAUGCACAUGGCAAAGCUGUCUAUUUAAUUAAUUAAUUGAAAUUCUUGCAGUUAUAUAUGAUAAUGAUACUUGUAAAACGUAUUAGUACAAUUCAUUUGUAUCUAAAUAUCAUACUUUGUAUAAAAAAUACUUUAGUAAUAAAAUAAAUAUAAAUAAUUUAAAUACGAGUUUAUUAUGUAGUGAAAGUACUAAAUAGAAUAUAUGUGUAUCUUCUUCAGCUGUGUAAAUUCUUUUUUUUUUUUUCAUACAUUCAAUACAAUAAUUAAAAAAAAAAAUGAUUUCUAAAAAAAAAAAAAAUGCAUUAAUUUUAUUAGGUUGUUCCUGAUGUUGGGAAUAUAUCUUAUUUAUAUUGCUACUAUGAGUAGUUUCGUGAAUGGGAAAUGCACUGUUAGUAAGUAUAGAAAUGCCGACGGCCGAUGUAAUAAUGUCCAUCGACCGAACUGGGGCCAAAAGAACUCUCCGUUUCUUCAACCUUUCUUGGAAGUCCAAAGUAAAAUCACCAUUUGAUUGAAUGUUGAUAAUAAAAUUUAGGUAUAAAAUCUCUAUUCGAUUAUUAUGGCUUUUUGAUUGUUUAGACGAAUCGCAUUCUAAUAAAUGGCCCGAAGCUUCGGAUGUGGCAGAACUAUUAAGUAGUUCUUCGAUAGCUGGAAACAAACAUUUGACGGUAAUGUCGGGAAUGUGGGCAGAUUUCAUUAGACUGGAUUUAGCCCUUGAAAACAUAACUGGUAUAAAAAUUUGAUUUUAAAUAGGUGAUGGUAAUGAAAUUUAUAUUUACGAAUGUUUAGAUAAUGGAAUUUUGCUAAACGCUGCGUCUAGUUUUUUAGACGCAUCUCCAAUAUAUAACAGCGUGUCUUGCGAAGGAUCUUCAAUGAGUGUCACUAAAUCUCAUAUAGGUCAUCUUAAACUGACUACGUGUGCUAGGUUUGUGAAUAUAAAUUGUAAAAGAAUACAAAUUAGUUAAAAAAAAUAUAUAUAUAUAUUUUAAUUAGUUUUAUUCUAGUUCUUCGAUCGACAACUCGGAUUACUCGACAACAAUACAUAAUUUAUUAAUAUUAGAACAUAACCGGCUAGUUGACGAAUUAAGGGAUGUCAAUCCAGGCUGGUCAAAUAAUACAUUAUAUGAAGAAGCUAAACGAAUAACAAUUGCACAACUGCAACACAUUACGUAUAACGAGUUUCUUCCUAAUAUAAUUGGACACGUGAGUAAAUUUCUAUUCGAUUGGUUUUUAUUUCAAUUUUAAAUGAUAUACGAAUUUAAUUUUGGCAGACACUGAUGAAUGAAUGGAAUCUGAAUCCAUUAAAACGUGGAUAUUAUACAGGUUACUCGAGCUCUAAUAAACCGGGUACUAUGCAAAGUAUAUUUGCUACGGUAUUGCCGAUAUUGCCUUCAGUCAUAUUUGAUAGAUACAAUCAAAACAAUUUAGGGAAUACCAAAAACUACAGUUUGCCAAAGAAAAGUUAGUUGCAAUAAUUUGUUCGUGAAAUUAUAUUAAUAUAAAAAUUAUUUGCGUUGUACGUUUAACAGAUAUCGAAGCGUUGUUAAGUUUGGGUAGACAAUUAAAAAUCCCUAGCUAUAAAAUAUGGAAAAAUGUAUGUUCAAAUGGGUCUUUUCAAUCAGAAAACGAAUCUUUAGAUAAACUCAAUAAGACUUUAUACAAGUAUACUUAAAAUAAUAUUACAUACAAUUGUCUGAUUAUUAUGUAUAUAUAAUUUAUACUGAAUAAUUUCAACAGAACUUGCAGUGAUAUGGACUUGUUAACUGGAGGUUUACUAGAAACACCGUUACAAGGAGCAGUUUUCGGUCCAACAUUUUCAUGUUUACUUGCUAAUCAGUUUUCGUUAAUUAAGAAUAGUGAUCGGUUCUGGUAUGAGAACGACUUCCCACCCUCUACAUACAGUAAAGGUCAGUUACAAGAGAUUAGACAAAGCACACUAGCCGGGAUUAUUUGUGCAAAUUUUGAAGAUAUUUCGACGAUACAGCCAAAAGCUUUUAUUGAUCGAGAUGACUAUUUGUAAGUUUAAUAACGAUCAUAAUUAUGUUGAUAUCAGUAAUUUUAUAUUUAUUUGUAGGUAAUAUGUAUUUUUCGGUGCGUCCGGAUUGCAUGCCAAAAAAACAAAAAUAAAUUGGAACGUUCGAAUUGCAUGCCACCUUUUAAAGAGGUCGGUUCGAAUUGCGUGCCUUGUAUAAUUUUACUUAUCACAGUUUAAUUUUUUGAAUUUAGACUUCAAAUAUUUCAAAAAAAGAAAAGCAAUAUUAAUGAAUAAAAAACUUAAAUUUAUUUGGCUAUAAAUUUGCCUUCUUUUUAAUUACUAAAUUAAAAAUUAACUCAAGACAAUUAAACAUUUUCGUUUCCACGAUUUUUAUUUUUCAUUGUUGAUAUGAAAAUUAUACACGACACACAAUUCGGACAGGCUUCUGUAAAAGGUGGCAUGCAAUUCGAACGAACCUUUCUAAGAGAUGGCAUGCAAUUCGGAUAUUUCUUUUUUUUAGCAUGCAAUUUGAGUGCAGCCGUAUUUUUAUUUUUGUAACUACCUAGUAUUAUUUUCCAGCAUAUAAACGUAGGUAAUUUUUAUUUUUCACUUUCAGAAAUCAUCCACUAAAUUGCGAUCAACAUUCUAAACUAGAUAUUUACCAAUGGAAAGAUAAUUCAGCGAUAAGUGAUAAUGAAAUGAUAGUCAAUACAACGGAACAAGAUUUUGAACGAAUCAAUAAUCAAAUUCUAGUCAGAGAAGCAUGGAGAAAGGCUGAAGAUGACGUUGGUAGAAGAAAGCAAACUGAAUUUCUGUUAUGGUCAAAAAGUAUAAACACAUUAAUGCAAAUACAUUAAAAAUUAGUAAAUAUUUUAAUUUGUUUUAUGUAUAUUUAGAAGGAGGAGUAGAUCCUAAGUCUUCCCUUGGAACAGCUGCUGCGUUUAGUAAAGCAAGUAAAACAGCAUUAAUAUUAGCAAACAAUUCAUUAUUAUUCGAGUACGCUUCAAAAGAAUUAUUGAAAUCGUUAGGAAAAAGGUUAGUUUUAGUAAUUUAUUAAGAUGAAUCAUAUCAAUUAUUUAUUUACCGGAUUUUAGACGUCGUCGUCGUCAAGUCUUGGAUAGUGGUGAUCCAUUAUUUAGCAUUAAUUCGAUCGGACCUAAUUUCUUCGACGGUUUAGAACUUACUGAACUAUAUCCACCCCCAAUAUAUCACAGUGAAGGUGAAUGUCCUAUUGAAACAUAUCCUUGUGAUGUUUUUAAUCCAUAUAGAUCAUUUAGUGGUUAUUGUAAUAAUUUGAAAAACCCGCAUUUUGGUCAAGCCAUGAUGACUUUUCAACGCAUAGUUCCAGCUGUUUAUGAAAACGGUAAAAUCCCGAAUAACACUAUUAAUAAAAAAUAAUUUUAUGGAAUAGCUUGAACAAUAAAUUAUCUUUAGGUAUAAAUCAGCCAAGAAUGACAUCCGUGACUGGUACUCCAUUACCAUCUGCUAGAUUAGUGAGCGCCAUGUCUCAUCCAGAUAUCAGUCAUCUGCAUGGCCGUUAUACACUUAUGUUUAUGCAAUUCGCUCAGUUUUUAGAUCAUGAUAUAACGUUUACACCGGUUCACAAAGGUAAAUAUCACUUGAUUUUAAUUUUAUAUUUUUAGUUUAUCGUAGUUUACAAAAGAAUUUGUUUAGGAUUUUUCUCAUCUAUACCUGACUGCCGUUCAUGCGACAGUCCAAUUACGGUUCAUCCAGAAUGUAUGCCAAUACCAAUACCAUCUGGGGACCCUUAUUAUCCCCAAGUAAAUAUUUCUACUGGACAUCGAAUGUGCUUGCCGUUUAUGAGAUCUUUACCAGGUCAACAACGUUUGGGCCCUAGAGAUCAAACAAAUCAAAAUUCUGCGUACUUAGAUCUUUCCAGCGUUUAUGGGUCGGACUCAUGUUUAGCUAAAAAUCUUAGAGCAUUUUAUCUUGGUAAACUCAAUGUAACAUUACAUCCAAUACCGUCGAGGAAGGAUUUAAUGCCCCAAUCUAAUGUGCAUCCAGAAUGCAAAUCUUCAUCUGGUUAUUGCUUUAUUGGAGGUUUGUAAAAUAUUUUUAUUUAUUUUAUUAAUUAACACCCGCAUGGGGUAAGAUACAGAGGGUUAAUUAUUAUGCUUAUUUGUAAACUUAUACUUAUACAGAAAGCAUUAUUUUUAUCUUAACACAUAGAUACAAUUUGAUAAGCAAGUUUUACAAUCUUAGUAUGGUAAUUGAAUCGAAAUUAAAAUCAGAUUAUUAUUUACGUAAUAAUUAUUCCUUAAGGGGGAAUAAGUACGAUUAGACUUAUUUCUAGAAUCAAAAGCAAGGACUCUAAAACCAAUUUUUGGCAAUAACUCCGGACAAUUUGUUAUACCGUUUAUUAACUUGUACACGAAUACAACAUCAGAAUACUUCGACGGGUAGCUGAUGACACUAAACCAAUUUCGUUAGCAAUAUUAAAGGAUGGCAUGUCUUUAAAGCUCUUUUUAUAUCCAAAAAUAUGUAUGAAAGGUCUUUACAGCUUUUCUGGUUUUUCUAUUUGACCAAACUGAGACAGUUUCCAAACCAAAGCCCAAAUUUUAAAUUAGAUCUCACCUUAUAUUGAACUAUUAACAAUAGUUUAUAAAAAUUAAUAAUUAAAUAUAGUUAUCACUUUUUAUAUAACAUUUAUUUAGGCGAUGGUCGAGUGAGUGAACAAGCCGGACUGACUUCAAUUCACACAAUUUUUAUGAGAGAACACAAUCGUAUUGCCGAAGUUUUACAUAGGUUAAAUCCACAUUGGAAUGAUGAAAUUAUAUAUCAAAAUGCUAGAAAAAUAUUCACAGCAGCUUACCAGCAUAUUGUUUACAAUGAGUUCUUGCCACGUAUCUUAGGCUGGGAAGCUAUAGACAAAUAUGACUUAAGAAUUUCUUCAGCUGGAUAUUACAAAAGUAUUUUGUUUUUCAAUUUUAAUAAUAUUAAAUUAUAUGCAUUACUAAUUGACUAACAAACCUAAACAAAUAUAUAUUUUUAUGUAAUUUGAAGGUUAUUCUUCUGAUUGUCAUCCGGGGCCAUUUACUGAAUUUGCUGUAGCUGCUUUUCGAAUAGGCCAUAGUUUAUUACGACCUCAUAUUCCUAGAAUGUCGCCAACAUAUCAGCCUUUAGAACCAGCUUUGUUAUUAAGAGAAAAUUUUUUUAAUCCUGAUGUUAUAUAUAGGGUAUGAUUUACUUUGGAACAAUCUUUACUUGUUUUUUUUUUUUUUUUUAAUUAUGAAUUGGUCUGAUAUAUUAUUAUUGUUAAUAUUUAAGGAUCAAAUGAUUGAUGAAAUAGUUAGAGGUCAAAUUAGUACGCCUAUGGAAAACUUGGAUCAAUUUGUAACUGGUGAAAUAACGAACCAUUUAUUUGAAAACGUGAAAAUACCUCAUUCUGGACAAGAUUUACCUGCUCUAAACAUUCAAAGAGGUAAAAAUAAUCUUGAAAUAAUAUAAUAAAUAUUUAGAUAUUUUUACAAUUGGACAAUUUAGGACGUGAUCAUGGUGUUCCUUCAUAUAAUACAUUCAGAGCAAGAUGUGGCCUUAAACGUGCAAAUACUUGGGACGAUUUAACAAGAGAACUACACCCAGACGUUAUUGCAAGAUUUAAAAUUAUAUAUGCUAGCCCAGACGAUAUCGACUUAUUCCCUGGAGGUUUAAGUGAAUAUCCUGUAAAAGGUGGUCUUGUAGGACCAACUUUUGCGUGUAUUAUAGGCUUACAAUUCAGACAAUUGAAGCAGUGUGAUCGGUUUUGGUAAUGUUUUAAUUGGGUUGAUUUUUAUUUUAUUUUAUUGGUCAAACAAUGUUAUUUUUGAAACAGGUUUGAAACAGAUAAUCCAUUGUUAAGAUUUCCUGAAGCCCAACUUGCAGAAAUCCGAAAAGCCACAUUGGCUAAAAUAUUAUGUGAAAAUAUGGAUGUACACAGUGAUAUGCAAAAAGCAGCAUUUGAUCAACCGAACGAUUAUCUGUGAGUACAUUUUAGACUGAACAUGUGUUUUGGGUUUAACUUAACAUUGAUUGACUUUGAUAUUAAUUAUACAAAUAAUAAUGUAGGAAAUGCCAAAUUACUUUUGUUUGUAUUUUGUGCUUUAUUUAUUCAUUCCUAUUUCACCAUUAAAUAUUUCAUUUCCUUCACAAGAUUUAUAUUGAUAACAAUUUUAUUUAUGAAAAUAUUAAUUGUCCACUACACCAGUUCAUGUGCCUUUAAUAUGAGACAAUUGAUAGUUUGGAUCGAAACUACUAUACCUAUAUACGCUUAUUUCAGUAUGCAAACAUAGAAUAGUUGUUUACUUAUUAUAAAUAAACAAAUAUAUAAUUUUAAUUUAAGAAAUCCGCGGCUGCCUUGUCAAGUAUUACCAACAAUCGACUUAACUCUAUGGAAAGACAAUCGACAGAGCUGUAAUAUAAACGGUCGUAUUAUUGCAGUCGGCGAAUCGCAUUUGCCAUCGCCUUGCACUAGCUGUAUUUGUACACACGAAGGGGUAAUUGUUUUAUAUUUAUCAAUUUCAACUGUAUAGAAUUAAUAAUUAUUGUAUUUAUUUUGAAUUUGUAAAACUAGACCAACUGUGCUUCAUUAAGAGUAACCGACUGCGGCCGUUUAAUGAACGAAGUCGGUUUCGAUAAAAUGAUGCAAGAUGACGUUUGCGCUGCACAAUGUAGUGGAUUCGUUGAACAAAGCAUAUUGAAUACGGACUCUGUUCUACUGUCAUCAAGACCAAAAGUGCCACCAUUUUUAAGUCCUCCUGCAGAGAGGGGCUCGAAAUAUUUAGACGGAAUAGAUUUAUUACCACCUCCUCGAACCUCAAGACAACGACCACAUAGAAACAUAAAGAACAGAAGAAGGCCUUUUAGGCAAGAAUUUCAUUUUCCCGACGAAACAAUAAUUAUUUAAUUUUAAAUCAAUAAACUACGGUAAUAUAUGAUUAUUCAUUUAAUUUACUGCAAAUACUUAAUAUAAUACUCGGUAAAUUAUGAGGUCAAAAAAUGCACAUAAAAUUUACAUAUAUAGAUUAUUGGUAAUUUUUUUUUUUCUAAUCUCUGAUAGGUAAUUAAAUUGUUUUAUGAAACAACUUUUUGACUUUGCAUGGAUUCGCAAAAUUAUAAUAAACAUGACAGAUUGAGUGGGUCUAUGCUGUCAAACACAUUUUACACAAAUAAAAUGUAUAGGGACUAAAUUAUUUCUAUGGACAAUUAAAUAACGUAUAACUAAAAGAUAAACAUUUUAAAAUAAUGCCAUAUUUGAGUGUAUAAGUACGCAAUGUAUAAAACCAUUAUAAUAUUAUCAAUAAUCAUUGUAUAUAAACAUUAAACAUCUAUUUUAAUAAUUUGGGUAAUUUAAUAAUAAUUACUCCAAAUUUAUUUUAUAAAUAUUACUUGAAAAUCAGAAGAAAUUUUAGUCAAGACUGUUAGUUUAGCAUCGAGUUUGACAUUUUUUAAUACCUACGGUUAUCAAUAUGUAUAUCAUUGAAUUAUUUAAAUAAUAAAUAGAUACUCGUAUAACUACUUCAAUUUUUUAUCAAACUGAAAUUACAAAAUAACAACAUAAAAUUAUAUGAGUCAAAUCGUAUAACUACAUAUUUCCGUUAAUAAAAUGAAAAAAAAAACGAAAGUUUAAAAAAAUGUUAUUAAUUGUUAUAAUUUUCAUUAUUCAUAAUAAAUUAUUAUGAGUUAUUUAUUCAUUUAAUUGUACCUAAUGUAUGCGUUUCAUAACGUUUUAAAAAUUUAAAAUUUGUAUUAUCUAUUUGUAAUCAUCAUUUUUGAUUUAAUUUAAAUAUAUACUGUAUAAUUAGUGUAUAUAGUUCGUUCAAAAAGUUUAAGGCACCUUUACUUUUAAACUUACCUAUGUACCUACGUAAUUUUUCAAGUAUUAUUUAUUAACUGCAGGUAUUCAAUAUUUUUAUCAAAAUAUAUAAAAUAAAAAUUAUUAGGAUUAAAUAUACACAAAAGUUAAUAUAAAAUAUUCAAAUUUAUUACUACUUUAAUUAGAGAUUUAGUAGAUAAUUAGGUAUUAUUAUAUUCACCAAUAUAAAUUAUAAUCUCUAGAAAUUGCAACUACACAUAAGUAUAUUAUUAUAAUAUACAUUUUUAACUUCCAUAUUGUUUAUUCAUUCUAGUUUCUACUAAACUUGAUUAAUGUUUGCUAUAAAUAAUGUUAACUUAAAAAAUAUGAUAAUCGAUCAGUUAAAAUAAAUAAUGGGUCCAUAGCGGAAUAAAUAAAUUAAUGAAGUGUUAAUUUUAAAACUAGGUGAGGUGACUAUAAUUUCUUAUAAAAUAUAAAUGGCCUAAGUAAAUUAAUUAAUUCAUUAUUUCAGCUAAAAGUUACUUGAAGCAACUAAAAAUAAUAAUCAUUAUACGGGAUUUUAUAUCUACUUUAAAUUAGCGCCAUUAUUUUGAUAUAAAUAGGUAGGUAGGUAGGUACUUGAUAUAAAAAUAUGUAGGUGCCUAUCGCGAAAAGCAAUAGUAUAUUGUCACAGUGAUUAAGUUAGGAAGGACAAAAUGGUACAAAUCUAAAUAGCUAGGAUACAUUAGAUAUAAAUUAAAAUCUUUAAGAAGUG
Cinara cedri is the source of this 13431-nucleotide messenger RNA. NCBI's taxonomy places the organism in Eukaryota, Metazoa, Arthropoda, Insecta, Hemiptera, Aphididae. The record is from the annotation of a GenBank genome assembly.